Molecule: messenger RNA, 165 nt
Organism: Caenorhabditis briggsae
Lineage: Eukaryota; Metazoa; Nematoda; Chromadorea; Rhabditida; Rhabditidae
Exons: 2
Coding region: 1-165 (54 amino acids)
Source: RefSeq, a predicted model, not a curated record
AUGCCAACAACUUCCAAGGACUUGGCUGCUCUAUGGAUGACCAGCACUGCAAGCUCCAGAUUCCAAAAAAAAUGGAUCAGAAAGCAUAUCGAUUCGAGGAGUUCCAAAGAAACUGAAGAAGAGCAAGAUCUAGAUGUAGAUAGAGAGUGGAGACGAGCUAAUUAA